UAGCCUUAAGAAAAAUGAGAUGAGCAAAAAUUGCCUAAAAUGGUGGUUUGCUAAUGUCAACAAACACAAAUCUUGGCCAUGCAAGUAAAACCGUUGGCCACAAGAGUAAACAAAUGAAACAAAAGAGAAGAAAAAAAACAGACAUUAAAGGAGAGAGAAAUGAGGAGAUUGUGAAUUAAAAACAAAGAAAUUGUCAAAGAAGAAACCGGUAAUUUCAAUUGAAAAAAAAAAAAAAAAAGGAAGAAGAAAAAACAUCUUUCCCAAUUUUUAUUUCCUUCCUUUCAACUCUCCAUGAUCAUAAAUUCAUAAUGAUAAUAAUAAUCUGAGAUCUCAUUCUGACACCAAUCUAAAAAGAUUUUAUUUCUUUCAAGAAAAUUCCAAGACCCAGUUUUCUUUUUGUUAUCCAUUUGCCCCUCUGUGAUCCCCUGAUCCAGGAACAAACUCUGUCACAAUCAAUCUUAUAUGGGUUUUUACAGCUAAGGCUGCUGUCGAAAGGUGACACGCCCAUGGAAGGUCCAAAUAAAUUUGACCCAGGUUCAAGAUUGUAAGUGGUGGUGUAAAAAUGGUUAAGCCUUGUUGGAAACCUUUGGUGGAGGGUGAUGGACGUAGGUGGGGAAGAGACGGCAGCCGUCGAUGGGGUGAUCCGAAUGGAAGGGUUGAUGGAUUGUUUUGGUAUAAGGAUUUGGGACCUCAUGUCAAUGGAGAGUUUUCAAUGGCAGUGAUCCAAGCCAAUAAUUUGUUGGAGGAUCAGAGCCAGCUUGAAUCAGGGCCAUUGAGUUCGCUUAGUUCAGGGCCAUAUGGUACUUUCGUCGGAGUCUAUGAUGGACAUGGUGGACCAGAGACAUCAAGAUUUGUAAACGAAAAACUAUUCCCCAAUCUCAAGAAAAUUGCCUCUGAGCAUCAAGAGAUAUCUGCUGAUGUUGUUAAAAAGGCUUUCUUGGCAACUGAGGAGGAAUUUCUUUCUCUAGUGAGACAGCAAUGGCUCGAUAAACCUCAAAUUGCGUCAGUGGGAACAUGUUGUUUGGUCGGGGUAAUAUGCAAUGGACUUCUUUAUAUUGCCAAUGCUGGAGAUUCCCGUGUUGUGUUAGGCAGGGUAGAUAAAGCUGUUAAAGGAGUUACGGCUAUUCAAUUAUCAACAGAGCACAAUGCUAAUCUUGAGUCUGUUCGGGCCGAACUAAGAUUAUUGCAUCCCGAUGAUCCACAGAUCGUGGUUCCAAAGCACAAAGUUUGGCGCGUGAAGGGUAUUAUACAGGUCUCAAGAUCUAUUGGCGAUGCCUAUCUUAAGAAGUCGGAGUUCAAUAAAGAACCACUAUUGGCAAGAUUUAGGCUAUCCAAACCCUUCUAUAAACCAAUCCUAAGUGCAGAGCCAUCGAUAUUUAUACACAAGCUCAAUCCCAAGGAUCAGUUUCUCAUAUUUGCUUCUGAUGGUUUAUGGGAGCAUCUUAGCAACCAGGAAGCUGUCGAUAUUGUCCACAGCUAUCCCCGUCAAGGGAUUGCUCGGAGACUUGUUAAAGCUGCUCUUUGUGUGGCAGCGAAGAAAAGAGAAAUGAGAUACUCAGACUUGAAGAAGAUCGAUAGAGGUGUAAGGAGACAUUUCCACGAUGAUAUCACAGUCGUGGUCAUCUUUCUUGAUCCGUGUUCUAUGAAUAGAACACCUUCUCGCAGUUCGAGUUUUUCGAUUAGAUCCGGAGGAGGUGUUCCUACAUCUGCUAAUUCAUAGUUUUAUGCAAUCCUUUAUUUCUUACUAUGAUCAGUUUCUUCCAAAUUUAUAAAUAUGGGAAAAGUAAUUGCAAGAAUUUUCUUGUUCUGUUAUAUGCUUUUGAUUACUUCCAUUAUGUUCAAGAAUGAUAAUUGUAGUAAUUAGAAGACUUCAUUGGCUUUCAAGAUCAUCGGUGGGGAAAUUAGAAUAAUGUUAGUGUCAAAUACUUGUUUAGGUGGCAACUACACCACUGGUGCUAGAUAUGAUUAUUCGGAAAAAUAUAACAAAGAUUUCAGAUCUCCA
Olea europaea var. sylvestris is the source of this 2002-nucleotide messenger RNA. Its product is annotated as probable protein phosphatase 2C 38. Gene Ontology annotation, molecular function: cation binding; protein serine/threonine phosphatase activity. Lineage: Eukaryota; Viridiplantae; Streptophyta; Magnoliopsida; Lamiales; Oleaceae. The transcript has 5 exons. Gene Ontology annotation, biological process: protein dephosphorylation. The record is from RefSeq and is a predicted model, not a curated record. Bases 563 to 1720 code for a protein of 385 amino acids.